Messenger RNA from Selaginella moellendorffii, 3490 nucleotides. RefSeq names its product kinesin-like protein KIN-8B. NCBI's taxonomy places the organism in Eukaryota, Viridiplantae, Streptophyta, Lycopodiopsida, Selaginellales, Selaginellaceae. The record is from RefSeq and is a predicted model, not a curated record. The transcript has 17 exons. Bases 366 to 3302 code for a protein of 978 amino acids. Gene Ontology annotation, molecular function: microtubule motor activity; ATP binding; microtubule binding. Gene Ontology annotation, biological process: microtubule-based movement.
UCCCUUCUUCCAUUCUCCACCAUUUUUUGUUACCGCGCCUUUCUUUUCUUUCUGGCCUCGCUGGUCGUUCUUCUUCCCUCCGCGAUUUCUUGGCGGUAGGGUUUGGCGCCUUAGGGUUUGCAGAUCGGGGCCCGUGGAUUUCCAGGAGACAAUGCGCUCAUGUCUCAGCAGGAAUCAGUAAUGCAGAAUGUAGAUCAGGGAAUGCGCGUAGCUUAGGGGCGCUGCUGGCCCGGUCUGGCAAUGCGAGAAAAGAAUGGUGAAUUCGCCAUGCAGCAUCAAGCGAGGCCAUUGGCUGUGGUGUCCAGGCUCCAGGCGAUGAUUUGCUAGUUCUGCCACAGCUGCCUGGAUCCUAGUGAUGACUGAAAAUGAUGCGGGCAAUUCGACCUCCAGAAUCCAAACAGGCGACCACUUUGCUGGUUGCGGUGAGAUGCCGUCCGCUUACUUCGAAGGAACAGACCAAGAGCCGAGACAUUUUACGAGUAGUCGAUGACAAGGUGGUCGUUGUGCUGGACCCGGAUUCCUCUAAAGAAUAUCUGGAUCGGGUUCAAAAUCGAAGCAAGGAAAAGAAAUACGUUUUUGAUGUUGCAUUUGGACCAGAAUGCUCCAACAAGGAUGUGUACAAUGUUACUGUCGGAUCCAUGAUUGAGGGGGUGUUGAGGGGAUUGAACGCUACGGUGUUUGCGUAUGGAGCCACCGGCAGUGGCAAAACUCACACGAUGGCUGGUUUGCCAGAGGAUCCAGGUCUGAUGGUUCUAAGCUUGCAAGAGAUUUUUGGCCUCAUAACUAAGCAGGAGCAAGAACAUGACUUCGAGGUUACUUGCUCCUACUUGGAAGUUUACAAUGAGGUUAUUUAUGAUUUGUUGGAGAAAUCGUCUGGUCAUUUAGAACUACGAGAAGAUCCCGAUCAAGGCAUCACGGUUGCUGGUCUAAAACGAAUCCAGGUAAACUCAGCUGAAAAGAUUCUGGAGCUUCUCAACCUUGGGAACAGUCGUCGUAAAACGGAAAGCACUAAUGCCAAUGCCACGUCUUCGAGAUCACAUGCCGUUCUAGAAAUAAUUGUGAAGAGGAAACAAAGAAAUCAAUACAGAUCUCAAGUCUUACGAGGAAAGCUGGCGCUUGUCGACCUUGCUGGAAGUGAAAGAGCAUCGGAAACGAAUAAUGCUGGGCAAAAGCUGAGAGACGGGGCUAAUAUCAACCGUUCAUUGCUUGCUUUAGCAAAUUGUAUCAACGCUCUUGGCAAGCAACAAAAGAAGGGCCUCGCCUAUGUCCCAUAUCGUAACAGCAAACUGACGCGGCUUCUGAAAGAUGGCUUAAGUGGCAAUUCGCGUACCGUGAUGGUUGCGACGGUUUCCUGUGCCGAUGAUCAGUAUCAUCAUACAACCAAUACUCUGAAAUAUGCUGACCGAGCGAAAGAAAUCAAAACUCACAUUCAGACAAAUGUGGGAACUGUGGAUGCACAUGUUGCAGAUUAUCAACGAAUGAUUGACAAUCUUCAGGUGGAAGUAAGUCAACUGCGCAGGGAGCUUGCUGAGAAGGAAACUCAGCUCAGUUCCCGGACCCCGGAAAAGGCUGAUGACGAGCUUUCAUGGUUGGACGUUUUGAGUCACGACAUCAAUGAGAACGUGGAAAUGCGAGUCAAUCUGCAGAAGGCGUUGUUUGAGCUCGAGGACAUGAAUUUACACAACCGAAUGGAGCUUCAACAGCUUGACGAGCUAAUUGCACAGCAUCAGGAUGAAGAAGGGGAUGGUGAGAAGCUAGAUGACCUUAUCGAAAGGAGGCAAGUAGUGCUCGAUAAUAUCCGGGACAAUGACGAAGCUGGGGCUCAUUACCGACAGGAUAUUGAACACAAUGAGAAACAACGCAAAGAGCUUCAGCGGCAGAUUGAUGAGGCUAUUAGCAGCAAUCGCAAUAAAACAUAUCUGCGCAUCCUUAGCCAAUAUAGGCUAUUGGGAAUGACGAAUAUGGAGCUGCAAUUUCAAAUGGCUAUCAGGGAUCAGAUAAUUCAGGAUCAAAGAGAGGCCUUGAACAAUAUGUGGCGGCUACUGGAAAGCUCGGGACUAAACCACGACCAGAUUUUGGAAAUUGCUGCUCAACAAGGAAUAAUGAUAGAGGACGGCAUGCCGAUGUCAGGGCGGUCACAUUCAUCCAAUGCUCCCGCGAUGCAUGGCCAGCCUAUGACACCUUCGGCAACACGGUUCUCAAACAUUAUUCAGAUUCCCAGAAGCGAUGGAGAAAAUCCGAAAGAGUUUCGAGUGUCCAGCAAUGGUUCUAUUCGGGAACCUUUGGACACGCCAAUGUCUCCCGGCACUCCAAACAUGGAUUGGAGACUAACAGAGAGUGACUGCAUCGGCCAGGCAAAUUUCAAGGCGAAGUGUUUGGGAAAUUCGACUCCUCUUCCCGACGUGAAGCCUCAAGGUGACACGGUUGAGAAUAGCAAGGACCUGUCUCCGGAGAAGUUCCGGGAGAUAUGCAAGCAGGUCUUGUUGGAAAGCGGGGUUUUGGGGAGAACAGAUACGGGGUCAGAUACGUCUUGCUCAUGCUCUUCGAGGCUGCGCUCUCAGACAGCUCAUGGAGCUCGAAAGGUGGUGACUCCUUUGAAGCACAAGCGAAAGCCCCGAUCAGCCGACUGCCGCGUACGCCAAUGCACGCAUGAGUUACUGGCGGAUGGAAACACCACUGGUGUUGACGCCGGUAGCGAGGGCAGUGAAACUGAAGAUUCGGAUCAUUGCUUGACGAGUGCUACAAGGCACAAGCCAAGUGGACAACAGGCUGUAGACAACAAAAUGCUUCAAAGGGAGCUUUCAAGGCUGGAUAACGAGCUCCAAGAUCUUAAGCGGGGCAUUGAAAGGAACACUUCGCUGCAAGCCUUUAGUUCGAGUAGGGGCCACAGUGCACAUAUUAACUCGGAAGUGGCAAGAGCAAGCAGCAGGAACUCGUCGUCUCCAUUUUUGGGAAACAAGGCCGGUGUAGUUCAUAGCGGUGACUUCUCGAGAUCAGCUCCAACUAGUGGACAUGUGCCAUACAGUCAUAGAGUUAGUAGCCAGAACCAGGCAUCGUUUUCCACGAUCGGGACGCCAGUGUUGGAUAGGAGGCAGUGGGGGAAAGUAGGUAGUCUGGAUGUUUCAGCAGCAGGACGAGAGGUUCCUGCGUCGAAAGUUUUUCUUUUCAGCUCGCCCGACUUGGUAGAUGGUGGUCGCUCGGUUGUUAACUUGAAGUCCAAGGGAUUGACAGACAGGGUCAGUCCGCCUUCUCGUGGACGUCAGCUCUGGCCCCCGAGGAACAUCCCGGAAUGGACGGCAUGAUCGAACUUUUUUGCAACGAUCUCGUUCCUUGUUUUCUUCGAGGUUUUGAGGGGGUUUGUUUUUUGGUUCCUCCAUACAUUUUGUUUAAUUUGGAGCGUUUGUAACAUUUGUAAGCGAAAGUUUUUUUGUUCUUUUCAUUCCGUGUGUAACUUGUUACAGAUGAUCAUGUUUCUCGCUAUAGAUCCAUA